UUUUAAAUCUCUUAAAUCACAUCAAAGGAGAAGCAAAGGACACCGUCGAUAUGGCCCAUACUCAUUUCCAAAUCCCAAUGCGAUCAUUUGACUGCCCUUCUCGCCGGUGAUCAUAAACAACAUCCUCCCCGCCGGAAUCUGUUCCUAGUUAUCUUCACCAGUGAAAUUAAGGUUGGAAUUCUUCCAGGCGGUAGAUAUGGAGUCGUUAGUGGAGGCGACAUCUGGUGCGGUGGGUGCACUGGUCAGCACCACCGUUUUGUAUCCUCUCGACACUUGCAAAACUAAGUACCAAGCUGAAAAUCGAGCUCAUCAUCACCAAAAAUACAGGAAUAUUUCAGAUGUCCUUUGGGAAGCGAUAUCCAAAGGCCAAGUACUAUCACUGUACCAAGGGCUGGGGACGAAGAACCUGCAGUCUUUCAUUUCACAGUUUAUCUACUUUUAUGGAUACAGCUUUUUUAAGCGACUUUACUUGAGACAAAGCCAAACAAAGUCUAUAAGAACUGCAGCUAACUUAGUCAUUGCUGCUGCUGCUGGUGCAUGCACAGCCAUCGCCACUCAGGCAAGUUCUAUUUCCAUCUGCUGUUGUGACUGCCACGCUAUUUUGCUUAUUCCUCUUGAUACAGCAUCUUCAAGGAUGCAAACAAGUGAAUUUGGAAAAUCCAAAGGGUUGUGGGAAUCCCUCUCAGAGGGCUCGUGGAGUGAUGCAUUUGAUGGUUUAGGAAUUUCCCUUCUUCUUACCGCAAACCCUUCUAUACAGUACACCGUAUUCGAUCAGUUGAAAAACAGAAUGCUCAAGGGGAAGAUUGGGAAACAAAGUGACGAUGUGAAGUCUCCCGAAGCUCUUUCUGCAUUUUCUGCUUUUGUUUUGGGUGCGGUCUCGAAAUGCAUUGCUACCUGUUUGACUUACCCAGCUAUAAGGUGUAAAGUGAUGAUUCAGUCAGCAAAAUCGGACGACGAAAAUGAAGAAGGCAAGACCCGACCAAAAUCCCGUAAAACAGUGACAGGAACAAUCUAUUCUAUCUGGGAUAAAGAAGGUUUACUUGGUUUCUUCAAAGGGCUGCAGGCACAAAUGCUGAAAACCGUUCUCACAUCAGCACUACUUUUGAUGAUAAAGGAGAAAAUCACCAAGACUACUUGGGUCUUAAUGAUUGCACUAAGAAAAUUCAUGUUGUUAGCUCCAAGAAUGGUGGUUGCUGCCACCGGGCGCAUGGCCCCAUCAGCCACCGGAAAUCACAAUCCGGUCAGAUUUUCCGGCAGAAAUGGAAAAUCAGCAGUAAACUUCGGCCAUGGAGAACUAAUGGGCGAGAAGCUCAAGUUUUCGCCUUUUGUUCAAAGGAGCAAAAACCGUGCUAUUCUUACCACUCCUCAAGUCCGCAACUCACUUACAGCUGAUUUUUCAGGUGAGACUAAGUUGAAAAACCUUGAUAUGGAGAAAAGAGAUCCAAGAACAGCUGUGGCAAUCAUUCUCGGAGGUGGGGCCGGGACUCGUCUUUUCCCUCUCACUAAACGUCGAGCCAAACCAGCCGUUCCUAUAGGAGGAGCGUAUAGAUUGAUUGAUGUGCCAAUGAGCAAUUGCAUCAAUAGCGGCAUCAAUAAAGUGUAUAUCCUCACACAGUUCAACUCAGCUUCGCUCAAUCGGCAUCUUGCACGUGCUUACAACUCUGUUGGCAGUGGGGUUUUGGCGGCCACGCAGACGCCGGGUGAGGCGGGUAAAAAUUGGUUCCAAGGUACUGCGGAUGCUGUUCGGCAAUUCCAUUGGUUGUUCGAGGAUCCGAGAAGUAAACAUAUCGAGGAUGUUCUCAUUCUGUCGGGAGAUCACCUGUACAGGAUGGAUUACUUGGACUUUGUUCAGAAUCACAGGCAGAGUGGUGCAGAUAUUACUAUAUCAUGUUUGCCGAUCGAUGACAGUCGCGCAUCAGAUUUUGGUUUGAUGAAGAUUGACAACAAAGGAAGGGUACUUUCAUUCAGCGAGAAACCCAAAGGAAACGAUUUGAAGGCAAUGGCUGUAGACACGACUGUUUUGGGACUGUCGAGGGAUGAGGCUGAGAAGAAGCCUUAUAUUGCUUCAAUGGGAGUUUAUGUCUUUAAGAAGGAAAUACUUCUCAACCUUCUAAGAUGGCGUUUUCCAACUGCAAACGAUUUUGGAUCAGAAAUUAUACCUGCUUCGGCUAGAGAAUUCUUUAUUAAGGCCUAUCUGUUUAACGAUUACUGGGAAGACAUUGGUACAAUUCGGUCGUUUUUUGAAGCUAACCUUGCCCUGACAGAACAUGAUGAUGAUAAUAAGCCACCAAGAUUCAGCUUCUAUGAUGCAGCAAAGCCAAUCUACACAUCAAGAAGAAACUUGCCGCCAUCAAAGAUAGACAACAGCAAGAUUGUUGAUUCAAUAGUAUCACAUGGGAGUUUCUUAACUAAUUGCAUUAUCGAACACAGUGUUAUCGGCAUUCGGUCACGUAUAAACUCCAACGUUCACCUCAAGGAUACAGUAAUGCUGGGGGCUGACUACUAUGAAACGGAUUCCGAAAUUGCGUUAGCCUUGUCUAAGGGGAAAGUUCCUAUAGGAAUUGGUGAAAAUACAAGAAUAAAGGAAUGCAUUAUUGACAAGAAUGCCAGGAUUGGUAAAAACGUAGUCAUUGAAAAUUCAGAGGGUGUACAAGAGGCAGAUAGAACCUCCGAAGGGUUUUACAUCCGAUCAGGCGUCACAGUAAUACUGAAGAAUUCAAUUAUUAAAGAUGGGACUGUGAUAUGACAACCUUUUACUGUCAUUAACAAGCAAAAUUUUGAGGAUCUUGAGGUUCUGCCAAUUGUUCAUGAAGUUGCACAAGUGUAACAAUUCAAUAGUAAUAAGUGACAUUCUCAUUUGAAAAUAUAAUUCCUGGAUCACUCAAAUUUUCUCGAGAAAAAUAUGCAUAAAUUUCGGACCUUUCAAUGCCCUUUAAAAGGCCUAAUAUAUAGAUUGGUUGUGUAAA
Molecule: messenger RNA, 2966 nt
Organism: Striga asiatica
Lineage: Eukaryota; Viridiplantae; Streptophyta; Magnoliopsida; Lamiales; Orobanchaceae
Source: the annotation of a GenBank genome assembly